GGAAAGAGCUUCAGUGAGAGGGGAAACCUUUAUACACAUCAAAGGAGCCACUCAGGAGAGAAACCGCAUAAAUGCCUGGAGUGUGGAAAGAGCUUCAAUCGGAGGGAACACCUUUAUAGACCGCAUAAAUGUCUGGAGUGUGGAAGGAGUUUCAGUCGGAGGGGACACCUUUAUAGACAUCAAAGGAUCCACUCAGGAGAGAAAUCUUUUAAAUGCCUGGAGUGUGGAAAGAGCUUCAGUCGGAGGGGACACCUUUAUAGACAUCAAAGAAUCCACUCAGGAGAAAAAGUGCAUAAAUUUCUGGAGUGUGGAAAGAGCUUCAGAGAGAAACCAUAUAAAUGCCUGGAGCGUGGAAAGGGUUUCUGUGGGAAGAGAA
Messenger RNA from Protobothrops mucrosquamatus (brown spotted pit viper), 376 nucleotides. Its product is annotated as zinc finger protein 436-like. The annotation marks the transcript as partial. Lineage: Eukaryota; Metazoa; Chordata; Lepidosauria; Squamata; Viperidae. The record is from RefSeq and is a predicted model, not a curated record. The transcript is spliced from 3 exons. Gene Ontology annotation, biological process: regulation of transcription by RNA polymerase II. Gene Ontology annotation, molecular function: RNA polymerase II cis-regulatory region sequence-specific DNA binding; DNA-binding transcription factor activity, RNA polymerase II-specific.